Molecule: messenger RNA, 445 nt
Organism: Salvia splendens (bonfire salvia)
Lineage: Eukaryota; Viridiplantae; Streptophyta; Magnoliopsida; Lamiales; Lamiaceae
Product: 60S acidic ribosomal protein P1
Exons: 3
Coding region: 35-343 (102 amino acids)
Biological process (GO): translational elongation; cytoplasmic translation
Cellular component (GO): cytosolic large ribosomal subunit; ribosome
Molecular function (GO): structural constituent of ribosome; protein kinase activator activity; ribonucleoprotein complex binding
Source: RefSeq, a predicted model, not a curated record
UGCAUCUUAAUUUUUCCGUACAGAAGCAUUUACAAUGUCGGUCGCCUGCACUUACGCUGCUUUGGUUCUUCACGACGAUGGCAUCGCCAUAACUGCUGAUAAGAUUGCAACUCUGUUGAAGUCAGCGAAUUUGACCGUGGAAUCCUACUGGCCUAGCCUCUUCGCCAAGCUUUGUGAGAAGAGGAACCUUGAUGAUCUCGUUAUGAACGUCGGCUCUGGUGGUUGUGCUGCCGUCGCUGUCCCUGCUCCUACUGGUGGCGCUGCCGCUCCUGCAGUUGAGGAGAAGAAGGAAGAAGCCAAAGAGGAGAGCGACGAUGACAUUGGAUUCGGACUGUUUGAUUAAGAUUUUUACUGUGUUUUAGUUACAAGUAAUGGGCCACAGACUAAUUUGAGUUACAAAUAUAUCAGUAUAGAUGGUUUUUUUGGUUAUAGUACUAUGCCCUUG